AUGGACGGGGCGUGCAUGGUGCUGGUCCUGUGCGGCCUGCCUGGCGCUGGCAAGUCCACCCUCGCCAGACGCCUGGCCCAGUCGAGCGCCACACAUAUUGAUGGAGAGCUGCAGGUAGAGGUGCACCACAUUAGCUUCGAUGACGUCGACAUCGGCGGGGUCGUUGCGGCGAGCAGCGAAGUGGAGGAGGUUGCUAUCGACUUCGAAGCGGACAGGUGGUGCCGGUCGCGGGCGCUCGCCCUCCUCGAAGUGGAACGCCGCAUAGACGAGAGCCGCCAAACAAACAACAGUAUUGGCACGUGUGUGAGUCGCCGGCUGAUCGUGGUGGACGACAACAUGUACUACCGUAGCAUGCGCCACCAGUGCUACCUCCUCGCCAAGAAACACGAAGUGCCCUAUGGCCAGGUGUAUGUGGAGGUACCGCUUGCCGUGGCGCUCGCCCGUAACGCCCGGCGCACGGGUUCUGCGCGCGUUCCAGACGAGAUCAUCGAGCGCAUGCACGCUCGGUUCGAGGCGCCCCAACCCGCGGACCACGGCUGGGAGCGCCACACGUGUGUUGUGCACCCGCAGAGGGAGGAGGAGGAGCCGGAGGGCGAUGCAGCCGCAGACCUCGACCUGCAGCGGCUGUGGCAGGCCAUCGCGGCGAUGUGGAGCGACAACUUCGUGCGGGCCGAGGCCUGCGAGGAGCGCGAACGCGAGCGACGGCGAGACGAGGACCGGGAGCAGUGUCUGACCAACUUCCUCCACCGGCUCGACCAGCAGCUGCGCGGUCGGGUGGCCUCCAUUCUCGCCACCGCCACCGCCACCGCCACGCCCACGGCCGACCGAAGGAGGGGGAAUGGGGCGGGGAAGCUGGUGGCCAAUCUCAAGCGCGUCUUCCUCGCCGAAGCUCGCAGCCGCGACGACGUGCGUGUCUUCCUCUCACGGCCGGCGAGCGCUGGUGGUGUGGACGACGCAGCACCCACAGAAGACUCUGCCGAGCUCCAGCUUGUGCGUCAGCUCGUCGAGGUGUUCGCGGAGCGGUGCCUUGCUGCGCUUGCGCCGCCAUGA
Messenger RNA from Acanthamoeba castellanii str. Neff, 1050 nucleotides. RefSeq names its product chromatin associated protein kti12 protein. The record is from RefSeq and is a predicted model, not a curated record. Gene Ontology annotation, molecular function: tRNA binding; kinase activity. NCBI's taxonomy places the organism in Eukaryota, Discosea, Longamoebia, Acanthamoebidae. The transcript is spliced from 2 exons. Bases 1 to 1050 code for a protein of 349 amino acids.